This is a messenger RNA of Danio rerio (zebrafish), 6288 nucleotides long. The record is from RefSeq and is a predicted model, not a curated record. Lineage: Eukaryota; Metazoa; Chordata; Actinopteri; Cypriniformes; Danionidae.
CUAUGGAGUCCUGGCUGCUAAGCACCGGCUCUCUGACUUCCUCAAAGGGAUUAGAACUGCCUUACAAACACACACACACACACAUGGAUGUAUCGUAACCGAAGUGCAUGCCGCAACGACAGGAAAAACAGAUGAGUUACAUGCAUAGCAAUUAAGAAAUGGAUUAAUUAUGUCAACAAUGCUGGUGUGAGAUGAGUUUAACACACUUUAUGCUGCACAUACACUCAAACAGAACCACACAACCGGUGCUUUAGUCUUAAAAACUGUGAUGGAAAAGGUGCAAAUGAAGGACAGAGGAGGAGAAGAUGAAAACAAGUGAUCUUAGUGCAGUAGAAGAAAUAUAUACUUGUUCGUCCCGGUGAGAUGAAGAGAGACCGAUUUUGAUACUGAACAACACACACCCUGAACACCGAAAAAGCUAAAAGACAGGCAAACAUGCUAGCAAACCUGCUCAGCGUCCUCCAAAACUUCACAGAGAGUAAUUUCCAAUCAUCUGCCAUGUUUGAGGGAUCUGAGUCCGCGAACACACAGGAAGUCAAAUCUGAGAGCACCCUUGGGUCCUCGCUCUCCGCCUGCAAGAAGGUUUUGUGCAGUAACAGUGUUCUGGAUUCGUCUGAGUACUGGCUGAAGAAUGAUAAGACGCUCUGCAGAAUUGGAUUUCUGGAGGACCAGCAUGACAGCGGCUGCCCGACAAUUUGCUUUGUAAACCUGGACAGACAUACUUCAGAUUGGCAUGAUGACAACUACAUCAAGAAGCUGGCCUCGGUGUGCCCAGAGCUGCCACGGUUAAUUGAGUCUCUCGGAGUGCGGCAACCCAAAGAAAAUGAGAUUCUGCUUCUCAGCAGCCUAGAGCCACCGGACUCCUGCCAGCAUGACCCCAGCCACCCACAGAGCCCGAGAACAGCGGAUGUCUGUCUGGUGCAUUGUUCAUGUGGACGCCGUCCCACCCAAACGAGCAGUAUCAUUUUUGAGAUUAACAAGUUCCUGAUUGGACUACAGUCAGGGCAGGAGAGGCAGAAGCAUGGCCGAUUGGCUGGACAACGAGCUGCUGAAGAUGACACCAAUCGCUCUGUUUCGUCGAUUGAAGAAGAUUUCCUCACUGCCUCAGAGCAGCUUGGGGAAGACAGCGAGGAAGACCCUUUCAGGAAUGAUCCUGAGAAUUCUCUCAUGCCCGAGUCUGUUAAGGUGUUGAGAGCAGCCCACGCUCAAAAAAGGAGUGAAAUAGAGAGAGAGGACAGUGAGGACUCUGAAACCCUCUGCACCUCUUCCAACUCCCAAAAGCUUUCAAGAACAUAUUCCGCCCCUGCAAGAGGCCGACCCACCACCCCAAAACAAGUCAAGGAGUCAGCCGGUCACUACGCCACCAAUCUGGCUGAGUCAGUCCUGCAAGAUGCUUUUAUUCGUUUGUCACAAGAUGAGCCAUCAUUUGUUGCAGAAGCAGCAGUGAGUGUGUCAAGUGAUAUAAGCCAUUCCACUGAGGCACCACAGAGGGCUCGAGCUUGCUCAUUCGAACUUCCUAAAAUUGUGAUUGUCCAAAGUCCUGAUAACAGUGAGGAGGUAACAGAAUGGCCGGAAGUGCAGUCACAUGCAACAUCAGAGCAUGAUAGUGGAAAUAAGGCCAAAGCAAAGCAUGGUACUCAUCCCCCGCACAACUCGCCAGUUGGACACCCUGCUAAGCCAUUGGAAAUAGCUUUGGCAUGUGCUGCAAGUGUCAUUGGUACCAUUACCACCCCUCAAGUCACAGAACAACUCACACUAGAGUCAGGAGAGGAAUAUGAGUGUGAAGAUGAAGAGGAAGAAAGUGAAACUGAUCAAGGGGAGUAUUCGUUUUCAUCUGCGGUAUGUGGCAUGUCUCAGGUCGCUGGAGCUGUAGCUGCGGUCGAUCUAGCAGAUGACUCUGGGGACAAUGAAGACUUGGCAGACAUGUAUUCCGCCUCUAUGGGACUUCUGUCAGUUGCCCAAGCUUCAACUGCAAUACCUCUUCACUGUAGCAUAGCAGAGGGCACCAGCGUUGAGGCCUUUCGAGCCAAUGUGGCUGAAGUUCUCCUCAGGGAAGCUUCAGCUGUAUUCACUCACAGACAAAGUUAUUCAAGUGUUGCAAAUUUCCUUGAGACCACACAUAACAAGAUAGUGGAUGGCAUCACAAAUCCAAGAAGACCGUAUCAGGAGCAACAAGAUGUGGAUAACUUCACUCAAGAAAUAUCUGACAGUAUCUUUCAGUAUGCCCUUGAGAAGGCGGAGAAGAGAAAAGAACUUGAGGGUCCUGGAAAAGAUGCCCCUAACAUUGAGGGUUUCCUCUCGGAUUGUGUGAAUAAUUUGCUCUUUGAUGUACUGUGUGUAACAUCAAGGAAAAUAAGUGACAUUUCAAAUUGUAAUAUGGAAUCAUGUGAUGGGCAGGAAGGCAGUGUCGGCUAUAGGGCAUAUGAGGCUGAUUCCAAAGCUGGCAGGGAAGCAUUGAGCCAAUUGCAGCAUUUGAUUGAGCCAAGCCAGGCUUAUAAUCAUGGUGAAAGGCGAAGCAGUGUGGAGAAGUUAUCUGCUCUAAUAGGAAAGAGAGAGAGAGAGCAGAAACACAUACAGGAGGAAAGAGAAAAUGAAGCCAGACUGAAGGAACCCUACAGACUUGCUCUGAACAGAGUGACAGCCACUAUGGUCAAAGAGCAGUCUGACCUGCAAGGGCAGCUGGGCAGGAGUGACAAGAAUGCAGACUCUGCGCUCCCUUCAGCAGAAAGCUCACCACUUCACAUGCAACGAGGGAGGGCAGGAGGAGAGAGCGAGACCAGGCAGCAGUCUUUAUCGUCCUCUUCUGGAGCACUUGUGGCACUUAAAAUGGAUUCGGGGGAGUCCAAAACUCCUGUCACGUGCUUUGCUGAAGAUUUGGCGACCACAGUGGUCUCCAUGGCUACAGAGCUGGCAGCGAUAUGCUUGGAGAACUCAAGUGGAAAGCAGCCGUGGUUCUGCGCAUUAAAUGGUGGCUCGGAAGGUCCAGAAGGGCUGCUUCUGCCCUGCCGCACAGCUGCAGCUCUCCGCCGAAAGGAGACACAAAAUGGCACCUCGGUCACCAAGAAGCACAGACCGCCACGUCUCAGUGAAAUCAAACGUAAAACCGAAGAACAGCCCGAACUCAUGGAGCGCCUGGUCAACCGUGUUGUAGAUGAAACCGUUAACUUAGAUGAACCCACAACCACUGAUCCAUUCGCGCUCUUUGCAUCAGAGGUCACUGCCAGGAUAAUGAACUGCCCAGAAUUAAGUGUAGUGGACACUUCCAAAUCUGGGCAGUCGUCCCGCAGCCGCCUGCAGUGUGAGAGAUGGAGUAGCAGGGGGAAGGCAUCAAGCUAUGAGAGCAUUCCAGAGGAGGAUGCAGAUCCCUCCGGGACAUCAAAUACUUUGGGUCCAGGAAACAGGCUUGGGCAUAAUUUGAGCCGAGGAAGCUCUAUCUCCAAGCAGUCCAGCUGUGAGAGCAUUACGGAUGAGUUCUCUCGCUUCAUGGUGAACCAGAUGGAGACAGAGGGUCGAGGGUUUGACCUUCUGCUGGACUACUAUGCUGGGAAAAAUGCCAGCAGCAUCCUUGCAGCAGCUGUUCAGCAGGCUGCCAGUAAAAAAAACGGACACCUCAAUGUGCGUACAUCAUCUUGUCUCUCGAAGCAGUCCAGCACUGAGAGUAUCACAGAAGAGUUUUAUCGCUUCAUGCUGAAAGAUAUGGACAAGGAAAACAAGGACUACAGUAUGACCAAGACCAAAGAGUGGAGUAAUAGCCUGCUACCCCCGUCCCCCAGAACCCCUUUUUGUAUCCGUCAGUCUUCUGUUCCUGACAGGCGGUCUUCAGAUUCCAGACUAACUGUAAACUCGCCUAUCAAGGCCAAUUCAUUCGAUGGCUUUGCUCAAAAUGUACACGGGGACUCGCUUAACAUCUAUCCAACUAACUCUGUGUCGUCAUCUGGACUCUGCAAGUCCGAUUCCUGCUUGUAUAAACGCGGCCAAACAGACCAAAUCACAGACAUGCUGAUUCAUGAAACCUGGUCCAGCUCUAUCGAAUCUCUAAUGCGCAAGAAUAAGAUAAUUGCCGAGCCCUCAGAGGACAGUCUGGAACUCGAUUCUGCAGACUCACAGCCACAUGUACAGCAGUUUGCUAAUCGUCUAGCGGCAGACAUCGUAGAGAGUGGCAAAUCACAGCUUGGAGGCCAGCAGGAUGUCACUGCGGCUGCUUGUCAGCCACAUAUUCCAGUUGGAGAAAGGAGACACGGCUUUAAACAUUCCCGUUGCAACAACAGUGGAAACCGGCCAGGCGUGGAGCAUCAGGAAAACAGCUGUAGCUCUUACAGUUCCUCCUGUGUGAGGCAGGCAUGGCGCGGACAGAGAGAGGUACCCUUGAUUCACAUUGAACCAGAUCAAAGAGAAGAGGCCUCGGAAGAGAAGGGAGGGGUUGAGACCCACCACAGGGAGGCAUCCCAUCAGACCCAGCAACAAAGUGGCAAAGGGAGUGAGACAGCAACCAAAAGCAGCAGUGACUCAGACAGGGUCUCCUCAGUGGCCACAGUGCCCCCUGCUGGUGUGGAGGUGGAGCGGCGGUCUCUCAGCGCUAGCAGUGAGGAAAGUGGCUCAGGCAGCUGGGCACAGAUUGCCACUGAAGACGACCCCCAGGAGGAGACCACCAGUAGCUUUAUCCAGCUAAGCGAGGGAAAUGGGAACAGCAGCACUUCUAGUCUGGGACUGGCCGACCUAGAGGGCUUUCCGGACUUCUCCAUCUCCAGCAACCUAAUCAGUGAGGAGAGGGAGAGGAAGACUUCGCACUGUCAGGACCAGGCGGACGAGGUGACGUCGGGCUUGUCGACGGCCGGCAGCAGCUGUCAGCGGGAGCUCCUGGUGCUGAACUGUGACCUGGAGCCGGACUGUGUGGACGGAGAGCUGAGAGCCGCGCUGCAGUGGAUCUCAGCAUCUGAACUCGGCGUCCCGGCGCUUUACUUCAGAAAGACUCACCAGCACAAUCUUACAAAGCUCCACAGAGUGCUGCAGUUGGCAGGUCAGAAGGCUUGGCGUGUUGGAGACUUGUUCAGCGCCGUGGCUCAGUUCUGUCAGCUCCACCAGGACCUGGAGCUGAAAGGACGGCCGCUGCCCAGCCUGUUUGACUGGAUCCUGAAGACCAAACGCUAGAGCGCCACCCAUCAGGAGACCCCCGCAUAUCCGCACACAUUCAUAAGCCCUGGAGCCAGUGAGAAAACACCAACAGACAUCCCAUUCCAGAUGCCAAUACACCUUCACCAAGACUCUAAGAUCCAACAAACUCAACCAAAACCAAACAUCUGCACAUUUUCAGGAGCUCGGCUGUGAAACUGGAGGUUUACAAGAUGCCAGCAGCAUUCAUGGCCCUCAAGACCCUUAGCAUGAAGAUUUCUUAGCUAUCUUGAACCACCAGCACAUCCCACAGAGAUCAGAUCCACACAAUCCUCCAUCUCACUCGCACUCGUACACGUGCUAGGAAUUCCGGGAUAUGCUCUAGGAAGAGAAAUGCCUUGCUCAUACAGUACACGUGCGCACAUAUCUCAUUAUCGAUUGUGAUUUGAGGAUACUUCCCUUUAAAUUACGCAUGUUCCUGUCUUUACGCGCACGCAAACGUAGAUCCGACCCGUUUCCAGCCAGCUGGUUUAGAGGAACAUGGCUUAAACCGACCAAUCAGCCUUGACGUUUUGUAGCUUGCAUAUUUUUACUGUUCGACGAACCCGUUUCAAAUGCACAACAUGACUUUUUACGAAGACAAAUGAACGCGCGAGCUCUGGCAUAGAGAUUUGGCGAUGUUUAAUUCAAUGUUUGUAUUUAAAGUGAAAUAUAGUGCGAUCUCAUCCCAAAACACACUUUGUUGUUUUGAGUUUACAUCAGUCGUUUCAUUGUACCUCCGAGACUGAAUUCUAUGUUUAGUUUUUGUGUGACUACUGUUGUUUAAGAGACUUUUAUUUUGGCUAGAUGUAAAUAGUCUAGACUGUGAGCUAUUGUACCAUCGGGCUGCAAAUGGGAAUUUACGUUUUCAGUUUUCCGUUCGUGAGGACAGGCAGGAUCACAGCACUGAAAGCCUCACCAGAUGACUAAUAUAGAAGUGUGAAUAUCGCAGAGUAUAUUUAAAGUACAAGUACAGUUUUGUGUAAACGUGUAAAGUCUGGUGGCGUUAUGGUUUUCUCCGCAUAGUAACAUAAUAGUAGUGUGUUUUAAUAUCAGCGUUGAAGGCACACAGCUGUAUCCAGUCUGUCACGGUAAACCUGAAUGUAUUUAUCUUUUCAAAAUAAAAUUUGCGUACGGUGA